Molecule: messenger RNA, 2013 nt
Organism: Microtus ochrogaster (prairie vole)
Lineage: Eukaryota; Metazoa; Chordata; Mammalia; Rodentia; Cricetidae
Biological process (GO): ubiquitin-dependent protein catabolic process
Cellular component (GO): nucleus
Molecular function (GO): RNA binding; ubiquitin protein ligase activity
Source: RefSeq, a predicted model, not a curated record
AUGAGUUACAGCCAUCCUCUUCCUAAUGUGGACAACUUCACAAACAGCACUUCAACCAGCACCCUGAGGCAUGUAUUUCAGGAAUUUGGGCCUGUUAGUGAUGUAUAUAUGCCCACAAACCACUUAAUCAAAGAAGCUGAUGGCUUUGCCAUCAUCCAUUUCUACAACAAACAUGAUGCUAAGGAAGCUAUGGAUGCCUUAAAUGGGAUUUUACUGUAUGGUUGUAAACUUCGAGUACAGAUGGUACACAACGAUGAUCUACUGUAUGUUCAACCUGGCUGUGGCCAGGGAGGGCUUCUUGGAGAAGAAAAUAUUGAAAAUGACCAGAACCAAGUGGAAAAUGCAUGAUCCAAGUCUAUGUUCAAAAGGCCACAUAUAUCAGAAGGAAAUUCAAAAUCAAUAUUUAAAACACUAUGUGUUUCAAAGGAAGAUGAACCUGAAAUAUUUAUGGUAUAUGAUAGACCUCAGAAAUGAACAAGGAGUAUCCCAGGACUUCCGAAGACCAACGAUUGGAUUAAAGAUGGAGUAAAGACUUUAGACAUUGUGCCUAGUGGUGAUUGUGUGAGAGACCAACUUACCUCACUUCAGUAUUCUGAAAAUAGGACAAAAAUGGGGAUAGUGGAGUGCACGUUUUGGACAACAAAAUGUCAGAGGAACACAAACAAUAGUGAUACCAGUGGAGGGAUGAGAUCUACCUUUAAUAAUGAGAACUACAGUCCACAAAAUGGCCAUGUAUUACUUUCAGGACUCAGCUAUCAUGACAAUAAUAGAAACAGCCAGAAGCAAGUACACCAUCAACAACCCGAGGCAACAUGUGUAAUUACCUUUCUACCAGAAGAAGAUACAACUGAAAUUUCAAAAAAAGACCCAUUUAGUAGAGAUAAAAGAAAUGUCCAAAGUAAGAGUCCAGAAGUUCUGAUAGUUGGAGAAAUGACAGAAAGUAGGUUACCUCAACCUAUUCUGCAUUCUACUUUAAAGAAAGAUCAUUGUGUAACACCUGAUCUUUCUCAUUUUAACAUGCAUGAGCCUUUCCCUAGUUUUCUACCAGUUUUUCCAUUGAUAGAAAAUUUGGCCAUAUCUGAGUUGCAAAGAAAUUAUUCUUUCACAUCUUCUCCAAUAAGAGAGCACACAUACAGUACCGCUCAUAGAAAUCAGGCUACAUCUGUUUCACCAAAUAAUUUUAUCACGGAAAUUAAUAAAGAAGAACAUGCAAACAUCUCUUUAUUUUCUAAUCAAACAAGUAUGCAGAAUUUUGAAAUAAUUGGUGGCUCAACUUCAAAUACUAGUUUAGAUUUUGCAAUAGCUAUAGCAUCUUAUGAAACAUCAGGACAAAUCCUUCCAGAAAAUUAUGAAGUUGAACAUAAUUGCAUUGAGAUUGAUUUAGAACCUUGUGACUCAUCUUCAAGUCAAAAUAGUAAAAGAGAUCAUUCUAGUAAUAGUACUAUUUCUAGUUUUGUUUGUAGUUUUAUUUCACAUCCUACCAGUAAUUCUAGUCCAACUUACUCAUUCAUUUCUUUGUCAAGGCCCAAUCAACAGUUUUUGCCUGUUCCCAAGAUUACAGACAGUGCUAUUGUCAGCAAUAUAAAUUUAUCAGCUGAGCCGGCUGUAAUCCAAAUUAAUGAAAGCAGAAAUGAACCAAUUUUACUUCCUGAUACACCUUCUGAGGCGAGGCAGGUAAUGCAAGUUACAAACCCAGAAGAAUAUGAUGAUAAUGAUUCCUGGCCACCUUUGCCUGAUUUUACCAACUUCAAUGAUAUUUAUAAUAACCAUUCUAAAGGACUUACCAAAGAACAGAUUAAAACUUUACCAAGAAGACCUUUUGGUGAAAAUGAUAAAUUAAAUAUCUGUAGUAUUUGUAUUACAGAAUAUGUAGAAAGCAGUAAGAUUCGCAUACUACCUUGCUUUCAUGAAUUUCAUGAUGAAUGCAUUGAUUACUGGCUAUCUGAAAGCUCUACCUGUUCUAUUUUUCACAAACAAAUAAUAAAUCCUGAAGAUACAGAAAUUCUAUUGUGA